AUGGGGCCGGCGGCGGCGCUGGGGCUGCUCCUGUGCGUGCGGCUGUGUGCGGGCUCCGGGGAGCUGCGUCUGGUGGGCGGCGGCGGGCGCUGUGCCGGGCGCGUGGAGCUGAAGCACGGCGGCGAGUGGGGCUCCGUGUGCGUCUUCGACUUCGACCGGGAAGCUCGUUGGGCCGAAGUGGUGUGCCGGCAGCUGGGCUGCGGCCGGGUGGCCAAGGCGUCCGUGUACGCCCCAUUUGGGCAGGGCACCGGGCCGAUCUGGCUGCAGCCCCACUUCUGUAAUGGCACCGAGGAUGCCCUGGAGGAGUGUCGGAACUUUGGAUGGGGACGGCACUACUGCGGCCACGAUCGGGAUGUGGGAGUGACCUGCACAGGUGCCGUGGAGCUGAGGCUGGCAGGCGGUGGCAGUCCCUGUGCCGGGAGGGUGGAGGUGAAGCUGCAGGGACGCUGGGGCUCGGUGGGAGACGACAGCUGGGACAUGAAGGACGCCGAGGUGGUUUGCCAGCAGCUGGGCUGUGGCUCGGCUUCCCGCGCCUACUUUGCACGUGAGCACUCUGGUGCAGGGGACGUGCCCCUCAAUAUAAAUUUGGUGGACUGCGAUGGGGACGAGUCCACGCUCUGGGAGUGCGAGAUCCGUGGCUGGGGACCCUAUAACAGCAGCAUCCAUGACUUUGACACUGCCGUUGUCUGCCAAGGCUUUUCCCGGCUGGUCGGAGCAGAUGGAGCCUGCGGCGGGCAUCUGGACGUGCGGCAGGGCCGGGCCUGGGUGGGUGUCUGCGAGGAUCAGGUGGACAUGAAGGCGGCCCAGGUGGUGUGCAGGGAGCUGGGCUGUGGGGCGGCGCUGGCCGUGCCCGGCAGUGGCCGAUUGGCGGCGGGAUCGGGAUCGCUCUGGGACGGGGGGUUCCAGUGCAGUGGCACGGAGCCCCUCCUCAGCGCCUGCGCCCGGCGUCCGCCCCGCAGCCCGGGCUGCAGCGGCCCUGCCAGCGUCAUCUGCUCCCCCUACACGGGCUUCCGGCUGGGGAACAGCAGCUCGCGGUGUGCCGGGCGGGUGGAGGCGGCAGUGAGGGGGACGUGGGGGUCGCUCUGCGCUGCCGAGUGGGACCUGCCCGAUGCCCACGUGCUGUGCCGCCACCUGGGCUGCGGCCGCGCCCUCAGCGUGCCCCCGGGAGGCUCCUUGGGCAGCGGGGAGGGGCCGCUGUGGCCGGACGCCUUCGGCUGCAGCGGGAGCGAGCGGCACCCGGGCGAGUGCCCCGUGGUCGUGCUGGGGAAGCCGCCCUGUGCCCCUGGAAACGCCGCCGCCGUCAACUGCUCAGACACUGUCGAGCCCCUGCGGCUGGUGGAGGGAGAGACACGGUGCAAUGGGUGGCUGGAGGUGGCCAUUGACACCAAGGGCUGGCGCCGAGUGCCGGGAGAGCUUUUGAUUGUACAGAAUUUCAGCAAUGUGUGCCGGGAGGUGGACUGUGGCGGACUGGACAAGGGUGAUGGUAUCCCUGGUAAAACCUACCUGAAGGACCUCAGCUCGGAAGAGGAGGCCAUCAUGGAAAAGGUGAUCGAAACCAUCGAGGGGAUGACCACCGAUCUCCCUGAAAAGCAAUCCUUUCCCUUUGGGAUUUAUAAUGAAUUUAUGACCACUGCACCAGCUCACAUCCCUCACGGGGCGGCCAUCGUCUGCUCAGGCAGCCGGCGGGUGAGGCUGGUGGGGAGCUCUGGGCCCUGCGCCGGGCGCGUGGAGGUCUAUUCGGGCGGCACCUGGAGCACGGUCUGCCAGGAAGGCUGGGACCUGCGGGACGCUGCCGUUGUCUGCCGUGAGCUGGGCUGUGGCACGGCGCUGGAGGCAGCGAGCUCGGCGCGCUUCGGUCCGGGUGCAGGGUCGCCGUGGCCGUACAUCCCCGACUGCUCCGGGACCGAGGAGUCUCUCUGGGAAUGCGGGCACAGGGAAUGGCACGAGUGCGGGCGCGGCGGCGGGGCAGGGGCCGUGUGCUCAGAGCAGCUCUCGGUGCGGCUGGCAGGCGAGCGCGGGCGCUGCCGCGGCUUCCUGGAGGUUUCCCACAACGGCACCUGGGGCCGCGUGUGCGCCAACGGCACCAGCCCCGUCACCGCCGACAUCGUCUGCCGCCGGCUGGGCUGCGGGCUCCGGGGCUGGCUGUCGAACGUCACCGCCCAGCAGCCGUCCCGUGCCUGGCUGGCCUGGGUGCGCUGCGAGGACGGGGCGCGCUCGCUCUGGGGGUGCCCCUCGGCUCCCUGGCACCUGCAGAGCUGCGGCCCUGCCGGGGACGCCCACGUGAACUGUGAGGAGGACAGUGAUGGCACCACUGAGACAGACACUACCCCGAAUACGGAGGCUGCCACCAGCACAGUGCCUGUGGGGAGUGUUCCUGUGCCAGUUGUCCUGUGUGUGGUGCUGGGGACGCUGCUGUGCCUGUCCCUGGGUGCCCUGGCCCUGCUGCUGUGCCGUGCCCGGUGCCAAGGCCCUGGCAGAGGUGCAGAUGCCAUCUCCAAUGCUGUCUACGCGGAGCUGGACUACACGGCGAUGCCCGAGUACCAGGAGGUGCCCAGUCGCCCAGGUUCCCUGCUGGAGGGAUCGCUCAAGAAGCUGCCCUAUUACAGUGGGGACAGCGUGGAGGGGAGUGACACGGAGGCAGCCCCAGAUCCCCCUGCCCGGCCCGAGCAAGGAACCCCGGACGGCUACGAUGAUGUCCUGGAUGUGCCGCAGGAGGCCCCCGCUGCCAUCUCCGGGGACAUCUCCCAGGGAGUGGCACAGCACAGGUGGAUCUGUGUCCUCCCCACAGGUGGGAUCUGCCCCCCUCCAAGUCCCCCAGGAGAAACCAGGGACCCCUCGGAGCAGCCCCCGGCACACACGGACUACGAUGAUGUCGGCAGCAGCGCCCUGGGGACGAUGCCAUGAGGAUGCCCUGGCCCUGCCACAUCCCUGGGGACACGUGUGUGGCAGUGUCCCAGGUCCCUGUCCCCAAGAAAUGGAUGGCCCUGUCCAGAGAGGUCACCCCUCACUGUCCAGCACUGCAGGAAAACAGCUCUUGUUUAGGGAUUUUCUUUGAUUUCAUUGUGAAUUUCCCUUCUUUCCUAUUAAAGCUCAAACUGGUCAGAGACUCACUGCCAGGCCUGGGUUGUCAGUGUGGCGCUGGCACCUCUAUACUGGGUCCAUCAGCCAUCCCU
Hirundo rustica (Barn swallow) is the source of this 3173-nucleotide messenger RNA. RefSeq names its product deleted in malignant brain tumors 1 protein-like. The transcript has 13 exons. Bases 1 to 2904 code for a protein of 967 amino acids. The record is from RefSeq and is a predicted model, not a curated record. Gene Ontology annotation, cellular component: membrane. NCBI's taxonomy places the organism in Eukaryota, Metazoa, Chordata, Aves, Passeriformes, Hirundinidae.